GUCGGUUUAACCGACCCUAUAAGAAAAGAGGAAUUACACUCACAUAACCGACCUCUUGCCCACGCAAAAGGUAAAACUAAAAUAAAAUAAAAUAAAGCGAAAGGUCGAGCGAGUACUUUUAUUUUCCUCUUGAAGAACCCUAAACCCAUCCGCAUCCCAAUUCGAUAGUUCGAAUCGAUUAUUCGAAGAAAUCAUCAUUUGUUGAAUCCGAUUGAAUUUUCUCUGAAUAACGUCUUCGUGAACAAUGGCUACACCAAUGGUUGCAGGAGCUGCUGUAGCUGCAGCUGCUAUAGCUGGUAGAUAUGGUAUACUGGCUUGGCAAGCCUUCAAGGCGAGGCCACGCAUGCCUAGAAUGCGCAAGUUCUACGAAGGUGGCUUCCAAAGUGCUAUGACACGGCGAGAAGCUGCUCUCAUUCUUGGAGUUAGGUAUAAGGUGAAAGAAGCUCACAGGAGAGUGAUGGUUGCAAACCACCCGGACGCUGGAGGCAGUCACUAUCUCGCUUCUAAGAUCAAUGAAGCCAAAGAGAUUAUGCUUGGCAAAUCCACUAGAUCUGGCUCUGCAUUUUGAUUGUCAUGAGUUUCGCAUACGAACCCGAUGAAACUCUUGAUUUGAAUCUGCUCUACAAUUUCGUGUUGUAUAUCAAUUAUUAGUAUGUUUCCAGAGAAAAACAGUUGAUUAAGAUUCAUCAUAUAUGAUAAUAAUCUUUUUUUGUUUAUAUUUUUUGAACACAUCCACGAGAUGCUAACUGAUUCUGGCAAACGUUAAAAUCAAAGCGUGACGUAGUAGUGUAGCUCAAUGCAAGAAGAAAUUAAAACGAAUUUCACAACCAUGGACACAACAGGAUCAAAGCGUGACUGUGGCAAAACCAAGAAGGGAAAUGAGUCAGUCCACCACUAGAUAAAGGGCGGUCCAAUGUUGAGAGCGACGUCGUUUGGUAAAGACCAAAACGAAGGCCUUAGAUGACAAAACUCUCGAGAUUUCCUCCUCAUCUCUUCCAAAGCUGCGUUUAGUUUCGAUUUUGGUCCUCUUCUUUUCAUACAUGCUUUUAGUUAAU
This is a messenger RNA of Thlaspi arvense, 1055 nucleotides long. Lineage: Eukaryota; Viridiplantae; Streptophyta; Magnoliopsida; Brassicales; Brassicaceae. The record is from the annotation of a GenBank genome assembly.